Ceratitis capitata (Mediterranean fruit fly) is the source of this 2863-nucleotide messenger RNA. RefSeq names its product nucleolin 1. Lineage: Eukaryota; Metazoa; Arthropoda; Insecta; Diptera; Tephritidae. Gene Ontology annotation, cellular component: nucleolus; nucleoplasm. The transcript is spliced from 4 exons. The record is from RefSeq and is a predicted model, not a curated record. Bases 142 to 2157 code for a protein of 671 amino acids.
AUACAACUCUGUAAGUUGAAUUAUUCUACACGCUAUAUUGUUCUUUGAUAUUUCAGCGGUGUUAGCACGUGUUGGUUUUGGUUCCACGUUUAUAUUCGUGUAGUUAUUCUAUAAUUAAGUGACAUAGAAGUGAUCAAAAUAAUGGCUACAAAUGAACAAUUAAUAUCAGCACUUGUGCUAGAGUAUUUAAAGAAAAGGGACAAGAACUUGGCUAAAGUUUUUCAACAAAAAACUAAUGCGGGUACUGUAGGUAAGGGUUUCCCGAAGUUGGAGCAAAUAAUUGAGACCUAUCAACAAAGUAAUAAGAAGAAUGUGCCUGUUAUUAAACCUGUGGCAGGUAACUCAAGCGAUGAUGAUAGUUCAUCAGAUGAAGAAGAAGCGCCUACCCCACAGGGUAAGAAGCCAGCAGUUGCACUGACAAAUGGUAAAGGUAAUGCAGGUAAAGCCAAAGCACAGAAGUCUAGCUCAGAAGACAGUAGUUCAGAGGAAGAAAGUGCACCAGCUGUAAAGAAACCCGAACCUAAAGCUAAAAAAGCGGAAUCUUCCAGUGAAGAUAGCUCUGAAGAUGAGAAGCCUGCAGCCAAAACUAAUGCUAACAAACCUGUACAAAAGAAAGCUAAAGAGAGUUCUUCCAGUGAUGAUAGUUCCGAUGAUGAACCUCAAGUUAAAGCUCCAGCAAAGCCUGCUGUUUUAAGCAAGGCUGCACCGAAGAAAAAACAAGAAUCUGAUAGUGAUGAAGAUUCUGACAGCAGUGAAGAAGAAGCUAAGACUGCAAAAGCACCUGUGGUCAAACAAGUUGCUAAAAAAGAAGAAUCGGAAGACAGUUCCGAAGAUAGUGAUAGUGAUGAAGAGGAGAAGAAACCUGCGGCGAAAUCAGCACCUGCAAAGGUUGCUCCAGUGCAGAAGAAGAAGGAUGAUUCAGACAGCUCAUCUGAGGAAAGCGAAGAAGAAGGAAAACCCGCUAAGGUAGCUCCCUCUAAAACUAAGCCUGGUGCAAAAGCAGCUAGCUCCUCUGAUUCGGACAGUGAAGACGAAAAACCAAAAGCUGCCGCUGUAAAGAAACCCAUUGUAAAAGCAGCAGCUCCGGCUACAAAAGCUGAAUCGUCGAGUGAAGAAGAUAGUUCUGACGAGGAUGCUAAACCAGCUGCCAAAAAGGUUGCUAAGAAGGAAUCGAGCUCUGAUGAUAGUUCAAGUGAUGAGGAAACAGCAGCAGUUGUACCAGCGGUUAAAAAGAACGUAGUUGCUGUUAAAGCUAAGAAGGCUUCGAGCAGUUCAGAAGACAGUUCAUCAGAAGAUGAAGCACCUCCAGCUAAGAAACCAGCACUAGCCAAGGCUGUUGCUGCUCCCGCUAAAAAGAAGGACUCAAGUUCUGAAGAUUCAUCGUCCGACGAUGAACCACCAGCUAAGAAACAAGCAGUCGGUGCGGUUAAAGCGGUUGCGGUAAGCAAGAAAGCAAAAUCUUCAAGUGAAGACAGCGAUUCCGAUGAUAAUGAAGAGGAAAAGGCAAAACCUAAACCCAAGGCUUUGGCACCAGCUAAAGCAAAAAAAGAAGAAGAAAGCUCAGAUGAUGACGAUGACGACGAGGAAGAAGAGAAGCCUAAACCAAAAGUUGGUGAAAAGCGAAAAUUCGAUGCCCCCUCUGCCGGCGGAAAUCAGUCUAACAAAAAUUACAGUAAUUUCGUUAAAAGCGGAGAAGGCAAGAGUGAAGGCGAAGACUUUAAGAACAGACGUGGUGGCGGCGGCGGCUUUGGUGGUCGCGGUGGUGGUCGUGGGGGUGGCCGUGGCGGCCGAGGUGGCGGUGCCGGCGGCGACGGUGAAGGUGGCUUCCAGAAGUUUGGAGAUAGAAAAUCAUUUGGCGGUUUUGAAAAUGGUAGCGGCGGUCGCGGUGGUGGCGGACGUGGUGGUGGUGGUCGUGGCGGUCGCGGUGGUGAUCGCGGCGGCAGAGGCGGAUUUGGCGGUGGCCGGGGUGGAUUUGGCGGUGGCGAACGCGGCGGCCGAGGCGGAUUUGGAGGUGGCGGUCGCGGCGGUGGCGGCGACCGUGGCCGCGGUGGAUUUGGCGGCAGAGGACGUGGCAAUUUCGGUGGCGCGAAUAAACCCUUCAACAAAUCAUUUGACUCAUCGGGGUCACAAAAUAAAAAGAUCACAUUCGACGAUUAAGAGUUGAGAAUGCGCAAAUUUUUUUAAGCUUCACAAUGGAUAAAACAAUUUCGUUUACAUUUCACCGACAAUUUUAAAUUCUAUUUGCGCAUGUGUCUUUUUUGCAUUGACAAAAUAUUAAACAAACAAAAAAAAACUUAAUAUUAAUGCUUUACAGAAAAAUGCGCAUGGCUCGUGGGGUGACCGUGCGAAUAAAGAUUUGAAGUAUACACGUGGAAAAUCUUUCAAGCAUGAAAAAACUAAGAAGAAGCGUGGAAGCUAUCGAGGGGGUCAAAUUGACAUGGGUGUGAACUCAAUAAAAUUUGAAUAAGCAUCCUUGCUUUAUAUGAUAACAUAAAUGUUAAUUAACGUAAAACUUUAAGGUAUACAUACAUAUAAUUAUAGCUUAGUUUAGGUAUACAGAAUACAUCUGCAUUGUACAUAAUUCUACAAUAUGUAUGAAUGUAUGCUUUGGAUGUGACUAUUAAAUAUGAUAAUAAUAUUAUUAAACCACAACUGUUUCACUAAUCUAAAUGAGAAUGACUUAAAAAAUACAUAAAUAUAUAUUUAAUUACUUAACUGUAAUUGAUCAAUAAUUUCUAGGAUAGUUUUGGUACUAUGUGGUGUCAAAAUUAUUUAUUAGGAUAACUUUAAGAACCGCAAUUUUAAUCUGAAUGCAUAAAAUAAAAAUAUAUUUAUAAAUGUACAUUUGAACUCAGACAAAAAA